This is a messenger RNA of Nicotiana tabacum (common tobacco), 3074 nucleotides long. Lineage: Eukaryota; Viridiplantae; Streptophyta; Magnoliopsida; Solanales; Solanaceae. The record is from RefSeq and is a predicted model, not a curated record.
UCUCCUUUGCCUCUCUCUACGUUUCUCUCUCUAAAGCGCAAAAACGCAAGUUUUUCAGCUGCGGGUUUUUGAUACAUUUACAACGAAUUACAUCACACUAACAGUUAGUGGGACUCAAUUACCCGCUAAUAAGUUCUCACGUUCAAAUUCUUUCCCUAUGGAUUCAACGGCUGGGAUUGAAUCUGAUCAGAAAAGGCCAGCGGACGAUCGAGGAUUCGAAAUCCCGGUUUCUAAGAAGGCGCGGCGGGGAAUGAUGAUGAUUAGGAAUGUGAAGGAAGUGGCUGAGAUGGUGCUUGUACUCUCUGCUUUAGGGAAGAUGAGGGGAAGUAGGGGUCCCACUGCUGCUGAGAAGGAGAUGGCGGCAGAGGCCAGGGACAGAUUGGCUGAGGUGUGCUUGAAAUUUGGGCCCAAGGAUGUGUUUCCGAGUGAUGCUUUUGGAGGUGUUAUUGAGGAUCUUGGGCUUAAUAAGCUGAAGGAACAGAGUUUAGGAAUUUGGCCUCCCAAAAUAUCUAUUGCUGAGAAGCUACUCCUCGCCAAAAGAAAGAUGGAAAAGACACAGGAAUUUUCUCUACCUUCUGCCAGCUAUUCAUCUCAAAGGUCUCAAACUGCAGUGGGUACAGCAGCUGAAAGCCAUAAUGCAUCACAAACUAAAAUGUUUCCUCAACCAAGUCAAACGGUAAAUUCAUCAGGAAGCUUCCAACCUGUUUCAUCUUUGGGACAUGGAACUCCUGUAAGUUCUGCAUCUUUACCCUGCCAGCUGCCUACCAGUGAGGUCAGGCCUUCAAUCUCCGAUGGAGUGGUCUCUGGUAAUCUUGCAAGGGAUUCUUCUUCACCAGCACCUCCCGGAGUUGGAAGACCACAUUUCCGAAUGGAUGGACGACCAAGUGGAUCUUCCCAUACUUUGCAAGUUCAAGCUACUGGCAAUCAUUCAACUGUCAGAACUCCAACUUGGUCGGUGCAACCUGCAUCAGUUUCUUCAGUAAAACUUGGGGCAGAUAACAAGGUGACGCCACAUGCAACUAUUAAAGUUGAGGGAGGUGCUGAGGUUAGGUCAACGAUGGUACCACAAACAAUAUCUAGGCGAUUUAUUACUCAGAGCACAACUGGAAAUGUACCAAGCGUAUACCCUCAUUUACAAGGCGCAAGCACUAUUCAGGCUCCUCCUCCGAGCAAUACUCAUUCUGAGAUUGGCAAGCUUGUUCAGAAGUUUUUACAACCCCUGCUUCCCGAGCGGCUUGCAUGGACUGCACCAUCCCGUGAUUACAUGAAUAAGACUUUGACUUGCCAAAUGUGCAGGUCAACAACAAAUGAGGUUGACAAUGUACUUGUCUGUGAUGCUUGUGAAAAAGGCUAUCACUUAAAAUGUCUUCAAACAACAAAUCAAAAAAGUAUUCCUAGAGGGGAAUGGCAUUGUGGAAAGUGCUUGGCGAUAACCAAUGGCAAGCCUCUGCCCCCUAAAUAUGGCCGUGUGAUGCGGAACAUCAACGCCUCUAAAAUGCCUACAAUUGCAGCUGGGGUUCAAUCAUCUCCAGAUAGAAAAGGCUUUGGUCCGAAAGAGAAGGUUAGUCAGUUGAACAUUAUGGGGAAUGGAAAUGUUACAUUGCAGAAUUCCACUACCAUUGGUAUAACAAAUAAUCUUAACCAUCUACCAUCUGGGCCAAAGAUGGAAAAUGACAAAAGAAUAGGGGGAGCUGAUUAUAUGUCCAUUAAAGGAAAUAUGGAGAGUAAAGUUUCUUCCGCAACCUAUUCAACUAAUUUGACUUCCGGAAACAGUUUAAAUAAUUUAUCAGUAUCUUCCAGUGAUAACUGUCUCUCUCCUCCUGCUCACCCAUUGGUUCAUAGAUCUUUGGAAGAGAAGGUGGUUGAGGUGAAAACUCUGCCUCCUGCAAAAUGCGAAACAGUUUCCAAGUCAUGUGAUCUCUCACAACCCUUCAAUCACCUACAGGCCAAUGACCAUGCACGACUAGCAAAUACUAUAGAGAUACCUUCCCAGCAGUUUCCUGGUAGUCAGUCCAUGGUUAGUGAUUCCAAGGAAUCUAGUGCUAGAGCAAGUUUAGCUAAUAGUUCAAGUGAUGAAUGUAAACGAGAAGAUCAAGGUGGUGGACGGACAAAUCCUGACGAAACUCCUAUUGCCAGUAAUGGGGAUACUGAAUGUGUUAGCUCUACAUCGGACCUCUUUCAUACCGUUGAUUGGAUUGGCAAUGUGCUUCAAGUUGCAGAUGAGAAACAUUAUUACCAAUCUUGUCGCCAUAAUGGGUUCAUAUACAAUGUUCAGGAAUAUGCUCUUAUUCGGUUUGAGGAUGAGAGAUUGAUUCCUUCAAAGCUUGUGGCUAUGUGGGAGGAUAUAAAAGCAGGAAAGAAAUGGGUUACUGUCAAUCGGUGUUACUUCCCAAGGGACUUGCCACAGGGCGUUGGCCGCCCAUGUAGCUUGGAAAGCAAUGAGGUUUAUUUGUCUAAUUGUAGUAGCACUGUGAUGGCUGGCCAGAUAGAAGGUCCGUGCGAAGUACUUCCUUCGAGCAAGUUUAAUGAAGAAAGAGAGAGGGUAUCUCGCCUAGAAACAAGGUCUAAUGGUGGAUUACGGCCUCUCUACAUAUGCAAGAGUCACUGUACGUUGUUUAGUCUAAACUCUAAAUGGAGCAUGGGCAAACUUAACUCUAAUUCAUGGUUUCACUUGGUGAUGAUUCAGUAAAAAUUCAUAUUCAAUGCUGAUUAAUGGUGAUGCAGAAGAGAUCCCCUUAAAAUGCUGGAACAUGAUUUUUUUUUUGUUGAGAUGGUAACAUAUUGAAUAUUAAUAUAAAGACUACACAAAAACUGUGGAGUCACCCUUAAUUACAUAUAGGAAGGAAAAAGACUCCUAAUCCUUGGUCUUCUCACAAGGAAUCUAAAACAUCAAAAAUAGAGACAUGUUCUUCUAAAUGCAGAGACAAAAUAGUUCAAGGAACUUACUUUUAUCCUCUUGUGACUUGUGUACAAUUGAUUAGCUAAAUGCAGAGACAAAUUGGGGAUCCCAGCUUUCACAUUAAUAGCUCUAAAUUUCAGUUUACGUUGCUGAUUUCCCCCCUUUUUUGGUAAGU